AUGCAGUUAACGAGGCGCUGGCAAUGGGCCGGCCUGGCUGGAUUUCUCACAGUCGCUAUUAUCACCUUGUUUCAAUACGGACCGCCAAUCGCCCGGCAACCGAUCUCAGUAUCUCUUGACUUCAACGCAACGGCCGUAGUUGCAAAUUCCACAAUAACCUUGGAUUCAACAAAAAUAUCGCGUGAAAUAUCGAAAUUUCAUCUCUUAAUACCAGCCACCGGAUCGAACCACCAGCUAUGCCGGACCGUUGCUUCUGCUACUAUUCUUGGGUAUCCUGUUCCCGUUUUCAACGGCUGGAGAAAAGAGGGCGACCUGGACGCGUCCAAGACACAUUUAGCCAAAGUUCGCAACGUCAUGAUCUAUUUGGAGAGUCUUCCAGCCUCUUCUGAUGAUGAUCUUGUUCUCAUGAUCGAUGGUCUCGAUGUCACUUUCCAGAUCCCCCCAGAUGUCUUGAUCCAGCGAUAUUUCGCCACCAACAAGGCAGCAAGCGCUAAACUAGCCGCACGAUUUGGAAAUAAAUAUAUUGAGAGUCUUUCACCAGAUGACGCUCCUCGACAAACGAUUCUUUUCGGCCCCGAGAAAGUCUGCUAUCCGACUGACUGGGCGCGGGUCGGAUGCUGGGCAAAUCCCCAAAACAUCGGCAUUCCCGGCGGUGCCUUCGGACCCGACGAUGGGCAGCUUAGCCACAAUCUUCCAAAAUGGCUCAAUUCUGGCACUAUCAUGGGCCCUGUGAGGGAUAUGCGUCGCCUCUUCGCGGCCACGCUGGAUCGCAUCCAGGAUUUCUAUGACCCGAACCAGGAGUUCAGUGACUCUGACCAGAAGUACAUGAGCGAUGUAUGGGGUGUGCAAGAGUAUUAUCGCUUGAUGAAAGAAACUGAGCUUUUCUUCCAUGGCGAUAUUGAUCCGAAUGACGUUGUGCCGCUCGGCGAGCCUAACAAGGUGGUCCCUCCUUACGCGCGAAACCAGACCAAGGAGCUGCACAUCGGGGUAGAUUAUCUAUCAGGUCUCUUCCAAACCAACGCCGGCUCCGAACAUGUCGUCGAGUUCCUCAUCUACAAUGAGACCGGAGCCAGCAACACCACCUCGGCAACAAGCGUAACUCGCAACGUCAGCGAAUCCCCAAACUUCGAACCCUUCAAGAUCCCACUACCAGCCAACGUGGCCAAAUCAAUCACUGCAUUAUUAAAGUCGAUCGCUCCUGCCGUGGAUGCCAUCCCAAGCGUUAGCGAACUCCGCCUUGGAACCAACAUCGUUACCAACAACAUCUACGGCAUGUACCAUUGGACAGGAGACAAAGAUAAUAUGGACACCUUAUGGGGUCAAAUGUGGUUUUACCCCUACGUUCGACCGCUCUUUAAUGCAGCAGUUGCAGCGAUGAAGGCUGGACAGCCCAUUGGUGUCGCGGAUGAGCGCACAUGGGUUUCCGCUCACAGCCUCGCUCCGAAUUCAACCGGUAUUGAAGGCAUUCGGGCCGCUGGGGCCUGGGCUGAUAUUGAUGGAGGUUGGCUUGGAUGGGAAGAGCUUUGUGGAAAUUUUGAAGUUGAGGUUUUUGGCGCACCAGAAGCUUCGGAGGCUUGA
Messenger RNA from Penicillium atrosanguineum, 1578 nucleotides. Its product is annotated as glycosyltransferase domain-containing protein. The record is from RefSeq and is a predicted model, not a curated record. Lineage: Eukaryota; Fungi; Ascomycota; Eurotiomycetes; Eurotiales; Aspergillaceae. Bases 1 to 1578 code for a protein of 525 amino acids. The transcript has a single exon.